This is a messenger RNA of Adineta steineri, 1731 nucleotides long. The record is from the annotation of a GenBank genome assembly. NCBI's taxonomy places the organism in Eukaryota, Metazoa, Rotifera, Eurotatoria, Adinetida, Adinetidae.
AUGAGUUAUCGUCCAAGAAUACCUACACUUGAUGAACAUUAUUGUCAAGUAUGUUCAUCAAACUCAAAUAAUACAAAUAAAUCUUUAGCAUGUUUUACUUGUGAUCAUUGUGGUUUAGCAAUGUGUUAUGAAUGUUUUGAAAAACAUACAAGUCAAUUAAUUGGUGAAUAUUCGCAAUUACAAAAAAGAUUUUCAAAAUUAACAAAUCUUCUUGAUGAUAAACGACAAUUUUUUGAACAAUUUCAAGAUCAUUGUAUGCGUAGUGUAAAUGCUGUAUUUGAUGAAGCAAUUAAUGAUUUAGAAAAUCUUCGAUAUGAAAGUAUAAAUUAUGUUAGAAAAGAAUUUAAUGAUGCUGAAAUAAUUAUGUCAGAAUUAAUGGCAAAAUGUAUGCCAUUGAUUACUAAAUCACAAGAAAAUUGGUCUCGUAAUGGUAUAACAAAGAAUGUUAUGGUUGAACUUGAAUUACAACAAAAACAAAUUAAUGAUAUUGAACAUCGUCUUGAAAUGUUUUCAUCACCAAAUUUACAAAUAAAAAUGUCAACAUAUCCACGAAAUAACCUUGAUUUACAAUGUCAAUUACUUUUAAAUUCUUAUAAAUCAACAAACAAAUUUUCUCAUAUAUAUCCAGGUAAAACAAUUGUAACACGUUGUUCAUGUUCAAAAGAUAUUGAUUUACGAAACGAUAAAAUUGAUGUUGAAACACAAGUUGAAGAACUUAUUGAACAUAGUCUUACAAAUAAACAAAUUCAAACUGAUCCUAUUAUUGAUCCUAAUCUAAAUACAGAUGAUGAUGAUGGUGGUGGUUAUAAUGAUAUUGAUAGUAAGAGUUGUAGUUUAUUAGAUGAAUCUGAACAAAUUAAUAAUCGUAUUAAUAAUGAAAAUUGUUUAAGUACACGUUUUAUUCAACAAGGUACAAUAUUUACACAAAAUGAAGUUGAUAGAAUUGCAAGUGAUGGUGAACAUUUACUUUAUUAUUCUGAUACAUCAAAAUCACUUUGUUAUAUAACAAAUAUUGAGUCAACAAGACAAGCUAAUGGUACAUCAACAACAAAUGAAAUCACAUGUCGAUGGCCACAUCAACCUGUUAUUGAUUUAAUUUAUUCACCUGGAUCAUCACAAUUUAUAUGUGCAACAAAAACUGGUAUUUAUACAUGUACGAUUAAAAAUUCAAAAAUUGAUAUUAAAAUGCAAUUAAUACAACUAUGGACAUAUGUAAGAAUAUCAGCUGAUCAAGAUGCAAUUUGGCUUUGGUCGGAUACUCCUCGAACAAGUCAAUUACGUAAAUAUUCACCAAUAACAUUUGAUUGUAUAAGAAUCUAUGAUUUAAAAGAUUAUCCACGUUUUUUCGAUAAUAGUACAUCAUUUUGUGUACAGACAAAUAUAUUUGCAACAUUAUUUCAAUUUAAUAAAAUGUCCAGUUCUUUAUCUUAUCGAAAAUUUUUUCAUUUAACAUUGUGUGAUAUUAAAAAUUUACAAGAAUUAUGUACAAUACAUUUAGGUGAAUGUGAUAUUGAUCAUGAAAUUCGUCAUAAUAAUGAUGGAUUAUUUUUUAUAACAAAUGGUAGAAAAAAGUUAUGGAUUGUUGAUCAUAAUGGUAAAAAAGAAUAUGUUAAAUUACAUCGUACAGGACGUGCACUAGCAUUACAUAAUAAAAAUCAUAUUAUAAUUGCUAAUGGUACUCAACAAUUACAAUGUGUUGAACUUUUACAAGAUGAUAAUGGUAUUAUAUAG